This is a messenger RNA of Paraphaeosphaeria sporulosa, 1095 nucleotides long. Its product is annotated as Diaminopimelate epimerase-like protein. Gene Ontology annotation, molecular function: isomerase activity. The record is from RefSeq and is a predicted model, not a curated record. The transcript is spliced from 3 exons. Gene Ontology annotation, cellular component: cytoplasm. NCBI's taxonomy places the organism in Eukaryota, Fungi, Ascomycota, Dothideomycetes, Pleosporales, Didymosphaeriaceae. Gene Ontology annotation, biological process: biosynthetic process. The coding region runs from base 30 to 965 and encodes 311 amino acids.
AUUCCUUCAACACAUGCCCAGGCUUCAGAAUGAAUUCAAAUUUCGAAAAGCUAGAUUAUUCGAUUGUCGAUGUCUUCACUGACAAGAGAUACGAAGGCAACCCUCUAGCAAUUGUUCGCCUCCCAGCCUUAAGCAAAGUUACCCAGGAGCAGAAACAAAAUAUUGCAAGGGAGUUCAACCUGUCGGAAACGACAUUCCUGCAUGAACCGACAAGCGAUGGUUCAUGUGAAUGGACUGUUGACAUCUUCAUGGUCAAUGCCGAAUUGCCCUUUGCUGGACAUCCUACCAUCGGCACGGCUUGUCUUGCUUUGUCGGAAGUUGCAGAGAGGUCCAAUUCUCAGGGCAUCAUUCAGGGAACAUUCAAUCUGAAGGCUGGUCCUGUCCAGCUUCAGUAUGAUACUACAAAAAAGACCGCGAAAGCGGCCAUUCCCCAUGAUGUUCAUGUUCAUGACAGAACCUGGUCUCGAGAUGAGUUGCUUGCCCAGCAACCUGCGCUGGCCGAGUUCGUUGAAGACAAUGUGAAGAUCCCCAUUGUUUCUAUCGUCAAGGGCAUGACCUUCAUACUCAUCGAGCUCAAAAGCCUGGACGCCCUUGAAAUGGUAAAGUUGACCACGAAGGUUAAUGUUGAUAAAUUGGACCAAGGAUGGGACAAGACUUUCGUGGGGACGUACUACUAUGUUCAGACUUCGAAAUCCGAAAAUGUGCGCCAAUUGAGAACGAGAAUGAUCGAAGGGUCACUCGAAGAUCCGGCUACCGGAAGCGCAGCCAGCGACCUUGCGGCAUAUCUGUCUCUUCAGCAUGGAAAGCCCGGCCAGACUCUCGAAUUUUCGAUAACGCAAGGGGUAGAGAUGGGCCGAAGAAGCGAGAUCGCUGUGUCAGUGGAAAUGGGAGCGGAAAAAGGGAUUAAUACUAUCACCCUUGGCGGAGGUGCUAUUCCUGUGAUGGAAGGUCGACUGCAGGUCUAAAGGUAUUGACUAGGAUUUGUAUUGUUCCACAGACCGUCAUGCUGCUGCACGGCAUCAAUCUUGCAACUCCAGUGCGUCCAAGAUGUAAUUCGCGCUUAGCCAAGUCGCAUCUCCGCUUCCAUACACCCCC